AUGCAGUGUGUCGGCUUGAGUGUUUCCCUGCUGGUGCUUCUUGUGGUGAUCACCACAAUGACGGGCGUGUGCUCGGCCCAGAAGACCGCCAACGUCACCUUCUGCAGCCGCGAAUGCUACGUAGCAGACGGCGCCCCAGGGUGCGGCAAGAGCGACCUCCCGGUCGUGGCCACCCCCCACGCCUUCACCUGCUACCCGGGUCCGGGCACCUUCCGCGGCGACACCAAGUGGGCCUCCUACGCGCCUCCCAACGUCUACUCGGUGGUCUUCUACUCCGACGCCCACUGCAGCUCGAGCCACACCCUGGCCGCCACAUCGAGGUGCCUUGCGGGCCGGUGCUGCGUCGGAGACUUCUACAUCCCGCCCUCGCAUCAAGACAACCGCGGCGACGUCCCCUUCUUCUUCGUGAGCGUGUGA
Acanthamoeba castellanii str. Neff is the source of this 417-nucleotide messenger RNA. RefSeq lists its product as uncharacterized. The transcript has 2 exons. Bases 1 to 417 code for a protein of 138 amino acids. NCBI's taxonomy places the organism in Eukaryota, Discosea, Longamoebia, Acanthamoebidae. The record is from RefSeq and is a predicted model, not a curated record.